CAAAGCUCUGAGCCUCCAUCAGAAAAGCCAACACAUUUUGAUGCCACCACGCAGUGAGGAGGCCCAAGUCAUUACAUAUCACAGUGCAAAGGUUCCACAACUAGCCCCAGCUGAGUGUUCGGAGCCCUCCAGUCCAGGCACCACAGGAGACAGUGAAGAAGCUUCCAGAUCACUUCGCGGUCUCCACCACACAAGCCCCACCUUGUGAUGAUGUCUUUCCAGAAGUCCUGUUGUAGGGACUCUCUCAUGCCAUCCUCUCCAAGGGUCCGACCCAUGGAAUUUGGGAGCAUAAUAACAGUUCUGUUGAGUCACCAAGAUUGGGCAGCUUGUCACAUGGCACUGGUGACUGGACUGUUCCCAUUCACAGAAGAUGCUGUUGGCAGCACAGAACCCCCAUCCCUCUCUAGACCCUGCUAUUGCCUGGUUGACUUGAGGGCCCACAAUUGGCCUUCUACUUCCUAUAAUGGCUUCCUUGUCCUCCAUGAUCUGGUCCAAAGCUGUGAACGAAUGGGCUGACUUGUACACGUCCUGGGAAGAUAUGGUGGAGAAAUAUGUGAACCCCAAACAGCGUAUGAGCUUCAUUCUCUUUGAUACCAGAGCUUCAAUCAAAAUGCCACUCCUCUCAGAAAGAUGGAAAAUCCGCCAAGCGCUCACCAGCAUCGAGACCCUUGUGAUAGAAGGAUCAGCAAACCUACACAGAGGACUGGAAAAGGCUAAUGAACAGAUCCAAACGGUCAACUCGGGAGCCACUAAGAGGCCUAGUCUGAUCAUUGCUGUCAUUUGGGGGGAAAUGACACCACAAGUAUUGAAGGAGUCUAAGGACGAGGCUGAUAAAGCUCGGAGCAUGGGGGCGUACAUUUACUGUGUCGGUAUAAACAACUAUGAUAGACAAAAGCUGAAUGAGAUUACAGACAACGACGAAAAUGUGUUCGUUGUGGCCCAUUCUGAUGAUCUCCAUGAGCUAGUAGACACGAUUGGCACAAUGACCUGCCUUGAACUCAGAGAGGUGGAGUUUCCAUGCCCAGGAGAAAAUCACCCAGUGCUCUUAAGAGGAUACGGCUUUCACAAUGCAAAGAAUCUCAACGACGUUAUUUGCAGAUUCAAGUUCAAUGACUCCUCCAUCAUCGAUAAAAAUCCAAUUGUUAAGAAUGCCACUGUCAUGUAUUGCCCUGCACCAAAGAUAGCGCAACCUGAACAAAUCAUCUUAGUUGAAGUUAGCCUGAACAACGGACAAGACUUCCUUGCCCACAGAAUCCGUGUGAAUUCUUCUGAGUGUAUACCUCCCACAAUGACCACUACUCCUGCCCCAGAAACCUCUACAGUUCUGACAACUUCAACAACAAACCCUAUCCCCAAACCAACUAUUCCAGGCUCCCCUACUAUACUCCCCCCUCCUCCCGCUCCUCCUCGUCCUCCUUCACCUGCUCCUCCCCCACUUCCUCCACCUCCUCCUCGGCCACCUCCACCUCUACCUCUACCUCCACCUCCACCUCUGCCUCCAACUUCACUUGUGCCUCUGCCGCCAGCUGAGCCAAGCAAGGAAGUUUUGCUCAGCACCGUGGUACUGCUCCUGAUGCUGACCCCUGUAGUGCUGUGGUGGGUCUGGUGGCUGUGCUGCAGACCGCCUGUCAAGGCCCUGCCAGCACCUGUACCACAACCAACGCCCCAAAAGAAAGAAAAGGGCCCUCCUCCAGUGCCUCCUCCAGUGCCUCCCCCAGCUCCACCCCCAGCACCGGUCACUGGGCGCCCCAUUGUAAUCAUCUGCUGCUGUACCUGCUAUGAUGUGUGUGUGAGAAGAGGAACAGAGGGGCCGUAUAUCAACCUUGACCUCCUGAAGGACCUCUGUUCUCGAGUUCCCUGCACCUCUAAGACUGGCUUCUUCCCACCUGAGGAGUACCUGUGCCUGGCCUCCUGUUCUCAGUGCCACCAUCCUCCACACAGUUGUCCCAGGCCAUUUCCUUUGCUCCCUUCCCCUGCCCAGGUGUCUCCCAAAGCCCCCUUGUCACUGCCUCCCAUGCAGCGGACCUCUCAGACACCACAGAGGCAAUAUUGAGAGGUUUUCUUUGCUGCUAAUUUGGACCCAUGUAUCUGUUCUUGGAUUUUAAUUUUAAAAGAGUUGGAAUUUUUUUAUUAGGAGGUUUGUCAUCCAAAGGUAAAUCUCAGAUGUGUUUCUGGGGCACUGGGAAAGACAGAAGUUCGUGGUGUCAUGUGGCUAGGCGUAGAUGAGUUCUACAGCUUUGUCACCAGAUCCAUGACACACCACAGGCUCUUAAGCUCUAUACGAAGCACAAUCCCAGAUUCAUCCCGAGGGUAAACUUGACAGCUGUGUAAACAUGCCUGGAGCUACAAGUGUGCACCACUGCAUCUAGCUUUUUAGAUUGGCAAUGGGGAUCCCAAACUGAGGUCCUUGUACUUGCAUGCCAAAUAUUUAACUACCUGAGCCACUUUGUAGCCCAGUGGUUCUCAGCCUGUAGGGCAUGGCCCCUUUGGGGGGGUCACAUAACAGAUAUCUGGCAUAUCAGACAUCUACAUUAUAAUUCAAAACAGUAGCAAAAUUACAGUUAUAAAGUAGCAACAAAAUAAUUUUAUGGUUGGGGUUCACCAUAACAUGAGGAACUGUGUUAAAGUGACACAGCAUUAGGAAGGUAGAGAACUACCCUGUUCUAGCCCCUUGGUUAACCUUUUGCUUUGUUCUCUAUAUGGGUUUUGUUUUGCAAAGCAGUUUCAAGUCAUGCAUAUACAGAGAUUUUUUUAAACAAAUGCCAGAGUGUUCCUACUCCACUGUCAGACAGGAAGAAGUAUAUUGGAUAAAGGCAUAUGGAGCCUGACUGACAGGUGGCAAGGUCACAUUUGUAGUCCCAUGGGGCAGGGUUCAGGGAGAAGGAACACAGAUAUCCCUAGAGUGUCUUUACCCUGAACACAUCACCCAAGAUGACAUAUAGAUGUGUCCAGAGCAGCCACAUGCAAGCUUACAAAAGGUUAUCACGACACUAGAUCUCUGGAAACCCAGAAAAUAAAUAUUUAUAGUACUUAUGCCAAGACAAAUGUAGGCAUGCAAGAGAAAUUUCAUCUAUUCCAUGGAUGUAGUGUGUAUUAAGGCUCUCUCUAGCUGGCUUGGUGAAUAAAGCUCAGUUCACACUU
This is a messenger RNA of Mus musculus (house mouse), 3141 nucleotides long. Its product is annotated as predicted gene 5460. The record is from RefSeq and is a predicted model, not a curated record. The transcript has 16 exons. Gene Ontology annotation, cellular component: membrane. Lineage: Eukaryota; Metazoa; Chordata; Mammalia; Rodentia; Muridae. The coding region runs from base 464 to 2053 and encodes 529 amino acids.